UGCUCCUCUGUCACUUCCUGAUUCCCGCUUCCUGCUUCCCAGAGACUGGGAUCCGGAGCCACCCGAGGACGGUGCUGCAGCCUCUCGGCGUCCCUGUCAUGUUUCGCAAAGUGGUCCGGCAGAGCAAAUUCCGACAUGUGUUUGGGCAGCCUGUCAAGAAUGACCAGUGCUAUGAGGACAUCCGAGUAUCCCGUGUCACCUGGGACAGCACCUUCUGCGCCGUCAACCCCAAGUUCCUGGCUGUGAUUGUGGAGGCCAGUGGGGGAGGCGCCUUCCUGGUGCUCCCCCUAAGCAAGACCGGUCGCAUUGACAAGGCCUACCCGACAGUGUGUGGACACACAGGACCUGUCCUGGACAUCGACUGGUGCCCCCACAAUGACGAAGUUAUCGCCAGCGGCUCGGAGGAUUGCACGGUCAUGGUGUGGCAGAUCCCGGAGAACGGGCUGGUCUCCCCGCUGACAGAGCCGGUGGUGGUGCUGGAGGGGCACACCAAGAGAGUGGGCAUCGUCACCUGGCACCCAACUGCCCGCAACGUGCUGCUAAGCGCAGGCUGCGACAACAUGGUGCUCAUCUGGAACGUGGGCACGGCGGAGGAGCUGUACCGCCUGGACAGCCUGCACCCCGACCUCAUCUACAACGUCAGCUGGAACCGCAAUGGCAGCCUCUUCUGCACCGCCUGCAAGGACAAGAGCGUGCGCGUCAUCGACCCCCGCCGGGGGACCCUGGUGGCGGAGCGGGAGAAGGCUCACGAGGGAGCCCGGCCCAUGCGGGCCAUCUUCCUGGCCGACGGCAAGGUGUUCACCACGGGCUUCAGCCGCAUGAGCGAGCGGCAGCUGGCGCUCUGGAACCCAGAAAACUUCGGGGAGCCCAUGGCCCUGCAAGAGUUGGACUCUAGCAACGGAGCUCUGUUACCCUUCUACGACCCUGAUACCAACGUGGUCUACGUCUGCGGCAAGGGCGACUCCAGCAUCCGGUACUUUGAGAUCACGGACGAGCCCCCCUACAUCCACUUCCUGAAUACAUUCACCAGCAAAGAGCCCCAGAGGGGCAUGGGGAGCAUGCCCAAGAGGGGCUUGGAGGUCAGCAAGUGUGAGAUUGCCCGGUUCUACAAACUGCACGAGCGCAAGUGUGAGCCCAUCGUCAUGACUGUGCCAAGAAAGUCGGACCUCUUUCAGGAUGAUCUGUAUCCAGACACGGCCGGGCCCGAGGCAGCCCUGGAGGCAGAGGAGUGGGUGAGCGGGCGGGACGCCAGCCCCAUCCUCAUCUCCCUGCGGGAGGCCUACGUGCCCAGUAAGCAGCGGGACCUGAAGGUCAACCGGCGCAACGUGUUGUCGGACAGCCGGCCCGCCGCGGCCCCUGGUACCCCCCGCCCGGGGCCCUCUGCACCUACGGCCUCCACCAACAUCGCCGCGCUCAGCGGCAGCCUCGCCGGAGCCGGGGAGGCUGGGAAGCUGGAGGAGGUGAUGCAGGAGCUGCAGACACUGAGAGCGCUGGUCCAGGAGCAGGGCGUGCGCAUCGGCCGCCUGGAGGAGCAGCUGGGCCGCAUAGAGAAUGGAGAUGCCUAGGUCCCCGGCCCGCGGACACUGCUCCCUGUCACCUCCUCCCCCACCCCCGUCUCACUCAGCCUCUGUCACACCGACUGCGGGCGGGCUGCCCCCCUGCCCCUGCUGAGGGCUUCUGGGGCAGGUUCAGGGGGGGCCCUCCCGCGGGCCCAGGCUGGAGCCACUGCCAGGCUUUGGGCUUUGGUCAGCGUUACUGUUGGAGGAUUUUUGUACCAAGGAGCACUUCUAUUGUGAGGGACCACCUCCCCCGCCUCCAGCCAGCCCUCCUGCUCCCUGCUCUGAGGAAGCAGGAGGGUUGGGCUCUAUAUUUUCAUUCCAAAUAAAAUGCUGUUUCUAAAAA
Molecule: messenger RNA, 1902 nt
Organism: Odocoileus virginianus texanus
Lineage: Eukaryota; Metazoa; Chordata; Mammalia; Artiodactyla; Cervidae
Gene: CORO1B
Product: coronin 1B
Biological process (GO): actin filament organization; cell migration
Molecular function (GO): actin filament binding
Source: RefSeq, a predicted model, not a curated record